This is a messenger RNA of Siniperca chuatsi (mandarin fish), 8370 nucleotides long. RefSeq names its product cyclin G associated kinase (gene gak). Gene Ontology annotation, molecular function: ATP binding; protein serine/threonine kinase activity; AP-2 adaptor complex binding. The record is from RefSeq and is a predicted model, not a curated record. The transcript has 30 exons. Gene Ontology annotation, biological process: positive regulation of Notch signaling pathway; protein phosphorylation; regulation of clathrin-dependent endocytosis. Gene Ontology annotation, cellular component: cytoplasm. Lineage: Eukaryota; Metazoa; Chordata; Actinopteri; Centrarchiformes; Sinipercidae. The coding region runs from base 218 to 4153 and encodes 1311 amino acids.
UCACGGAAGUCAGCGCUGGUGAUGGUGGCGGCCUCGUCAGCCUAGCAGCAGGAAGAGGAUGUUUGCUUACAGUGAAAUAAUAAUAUCACCUGAUUAUAAGCCUUUAUAACAGCAUAAACCGCCGUUAAGUUUUUCUGCUGAGCCUGCUGGGAUUUAGACAGCGCAUUCCCUCUCCUGGAGCCGGCCUCCGUGAGUCUGAAGCAGAGCGCUGGAUAAAAUGUCCCUGUUCCAGUCGGCACUGGAUUUCCUAGCCGGGCCCGGCUCGUCCGGAGCGACCAGCCGGGACCAGAAUGAUUUCGUCGGACAAGUUGUUGAGCUAGGUGACAUGAAGCUGAGGAUCAAGAGGGUGAUCGCGGAAGGUGGAUUUGCAUUUGUGUAUGAAGCCCAGGACAUGAGCAGUGGUAAAGACUAUGCCCUCAAGAGGCUGCUGUCUAAUGAGGAAGAGAAGAACAAGGAAAUCAUACAGGAAGUCUGCUUCAUGAAAAAGCUGUCAGGUCAUCCCAACAUGGUUCAGUUCUGCUCUGCUGCCUCCAUCAGCAAGGAGGAGUCAGACACCGGACAGGCGGAGUUCCUGAUCCUCACUGAGUUGUGUAAAGGUCAGCUGGUGGACUUUAUAAAGCGGGUAGAGCAGAGGGCUCCCAUGUCAUGUGACACGGUGCUGAAAAUCUUCUACCAGACGUGCCGCGGCGUGCAGCACAUGCACAAACAGAAGCCUCCAAUCAUACACAGAGACCUCAAGAUUGAGAACCUCUUGAUUAGUAACCAGGGCACCAUCAAGCUGUGUGACUUUGGCAGUGCCACCACAGUGUCACAUUACCCCGACUACAGCUGGUCGGCACAGAAGAGGUCCAUGGUGGAGGAUGAGAUCACAAGGAACACCACUCCAGCCUACCGAACGCCCGAGAUGAUCGAUCUCUACUCCAACUUCCCCAUCAAUGAUAAACAGGACAUCUGGGCCCUAGGGUGCAUCCUCUACCUGUUGUGUUUUAAGCAGCACCCAUUCGAGGAGGGGGCCAAGCUGCAAAUCGUGAACGGAAAAUACUCCAUCCCUCAGAACGAUGUGAAGUACACUGUGUAUCACGACCUCAUACGUUCCAUGUUGAAGGUGAACCCAGAGGAGCGUCUGUCUAUUACAGAGUUGGUCAACCAGCUCCAGGAGAUAGCAGCAGCACGCAACGUCAACCCCAAGUCUCCCAUUACAGAGCUGCUGGAGCAGAACGGAGGUUUUGGCAACAACGGGGCCCAGCCGCCCAUGCAGAUCCACAACGUCCCCAACAAUGCAGGCAUAUAUGAUCCUGAUCAGUCGGGCAGUGGCCUCUUGGAUAUAUUAAGGGGAGGAACAGAGCGCUUCCUGACCAACAUAAAGGACACUUCCUCUAAGGUCAUCCAGUCAGUAGCCAACAACCCAAGCUACGCCAAAGGGGACCUGGAUAUUUCAUACAUCACAUCUAGAAUAGCAGUCAUGUCCUUCCCAGCAGAGGGGGUGGAGUCAGCGAUAAAGAACAACAUUGAGGACGUUCGCCUGUUCCUGGAUUCACGUCAUGCUGGCCACUAUGCUGUCUACAACCUCUCCAAACGAUCAUACAGGCCUUCUCGAUUCCACAACAGGGUUUCAGAGUGUAACUGGCAGGUGCGCCGUGCCCCCAACCUCCGCAGUCUCUACAGUGUGUGUAAGAACAUGCAUCUAUGGCUCAAACAAGACCAGAGGAACAUCUGUAUAGUACACUGUCUGGACGGCAGGGCAGCAUCAGCGGUGGCAGUUUGCUCCUUCCUGUGUUUCUGUCGCCUUUUCACCACAGCUGAGGCUGCUGUCUACAUGUUCUCAAUGAAACGCUGCCCACCCGGCAUUGCACCCUCACAUAAGAGGUAUAUAGAGUACAUGUGUGACAUGAUGGCAGAGGAGCCCAUCAUCCCCCACAGCAAGCCCAUAAUAAUUCGCUCCAUCGCCAUGACACCCGUGCCGUUGUUCAACAAGCAGCGUAAUGGGUGCAGGCCAUUCUGCGAAGUUUAUGUUGGAGACGAGAGAGUCCUCACCACAUCACAGGAGUACGACAAGAUGAAGGAUUUUAAGAUGGAGGAUGGGAGAGCAGAGAUUCCUCUCAAUGUGACCGUCCAAGGAGAUGUACUGGUGGUGAUCUAUCAUGCAAGAUCUACACUGGGAGGACGUCUACAGGCCAAGAUGGCAUCCAUGAAGAUGUUUCAGAUCCAGUUCCACACAGGCUUUGUCCCCAGAAAUGCGACCACUGUAAAGUUUGCCAAGUAUGACUUGGAUGCCUGUGACAUCCAGGAGAAGUAUCCAGACUUGUUCCAGGUCAAUUUGGACAUUGAGGUGGAACCCAGGGACAGACCCAGCACUAAGACCCCUCCUUGGGAGGACUUCCAAACAAAAGGCCUGAAUCCCAAAAUCCUUUUCUCCUCUCGUGAUGAACAGCAGGAGAUCCUCAGCAAAUUUGGUAAGCCCGAGCUGCCUCGUCAGCCAGGUUCCUCAGCAUUUUAUGACUCAGAGGUGCCCCAGCCAGCUCAGACCCCAGAAGGCUCCAAUGCAACAGAACCAGAAUCUCCUGGGAGCACUGAUAGCAAUGCCAACAACUUCUUCCAGACACUGGAUUGGGAAGAUGUGCGUGGUCCUCAGGAUGCCUCAGACAGUCAAGGAGGGGGAUCCAUGAAUGACCAGGAGGACCUGAGCGAUCAAUCAGAAGGAGAGUCCUGCUCUUAUUCUGCCCCCAGUGGGGAGCCACUGUCACGUGACCCCAGCGAACCACUGUUUGAUGCUGAUUUCCAGAGCCCCCCUCCUGCAGCCCAGGAAUCUCCUAUCAGUGACACAGCUGACCUCUUGGGGUUGAACUCUGACCCUGAACGUCCUUCCAUGUCCUCGACCUCCUCUUCUGCUCCUCAUCAAGGAGACCAGGGAGGAAUGAAAGCUGCAUCCAGCAACAGCGACCUCCUCAACGACCUGUUUGCACCCCCUGCUGGUCAGACAGGUACAGUGCAGGAAGACUUGUUCUUCAGUGGGCCAACCAGUGCAGCCACACCAGACUCAAAACCCAUGGGCGACCUGUUUGAUCCGUUUGGGAUGGGGUCUGGCUCCGGUGUUGGCUCCAGUGUGGGUUCGUCUCGGCAGGCCUCUGGACCAGACCUGUUUGGGGACUUGUUGGGUUCUGAUAGUUCAGCCACCAGCGGGUUCAGUUCUGCUCACAGUAACCCCACUCCUGCUUCCAACACAAGCCUCUUCAACCUCAAUAAGCUAGUCAAUGAUGCCCCGAAGAUGACAUCAUCAGCCAGCCAACCAGAUCUGCUGGGUGGGUGGGAUAGCUGGGCAGCUGGCAACACCGCUAACAUGAGCGCAACCGCCAGCAGCAAACCCAAUUAUACCAACACAGCUUCUGGUGUGUCAUCUAUGUCGAAGGCCAAGUCUCAGACCUUUGAUCCUUUUGCUGACCUAGGAAACCUGGGCUCCAAUUUACCAGGUCCCUCUGGGCCUUCUUUUAGCACAAAGGCUCCUUCCUCCUCGGCUAAGCCUCAAGGCCAGCCCUGGCCAUCUGGAAGACCCACCUCAGCCCAGAGCAAACCUUGGAUGCCCGGAUCAGGAUCUGGCUCUGCACCCAAAGCAUCCUCAGCGUCGUCUCAGCCUGCAGGCACACAGCCCACCAAACCCAACUACAACCUCAGCUUCUCUAGUGUCAUUGGUGGGAGAGAGGAGAGAGGAGUUCGUGGGCCUGGAUUUGGCCCCAAGCCAAAGGUAAAGGAGGAUGAUUUUGAGGACCUGCUGUCAACUCAGGGUUUUGCCUCUAGGCCUGAUAAGAAGGGACCAAGGACCAUCGCUGAAAUGAGGAGACAGGAGAUCACAAAAGAUAUUGAUCCACUUAAAUUACAGAUCUUGGACUGGAUCGAAGGGAAGGAGCGAAACAUCCGAGCACUGCUGUCAACUCUGAACACGGUGCUGUGGGAGGGUGAAACCCGCUGGAAGCCUGUGGGCAUGGCUGACCUGGUGACUCCUGACCAGGUGAAGAAGUACUACAGGAAAGCUGUGCUGAUUGUCCAUCCAGAUAAGGCAACAGGCCAGCCUUACGAACAAUACGCUAAGAUGAUCUUCAUGGAAUUAAACGACGCCUGGUCAGAGUUCGAGAACCAGGGAUUCAAAUCACUCUUCUAAAACCUUGGUCUGGAUCCCUGCUAGACCAGACCAGACCAAAAUGGACUGGAUUUGGUGUAACCAAACAAGGGUUAGACCAGGCCAGAUUGGACAGGACUGAGCCCACAUUGGGCCUUAGGGGGCGCAGAGCCUCUGAGAGGUGUCCUCUCUACCAUUCCCUUCACUCCUUUUGUCGUUCUUUACUUUCUUCUGUUUCUACAGUCAAGGAAAAAGACCCUUUGCCUCAAGUCCGGCUGUAGGGAAAAUUUCCUCACUGGUUCAUUAACAGCCAGUUAAAUAAACAUUAUGAUAGUUCUUAAACUCACUGCCUACCUGUACGACUGCCUGAGUGGUGCUGCAAACAUCGGGAGGGAGGAAUGGGUGACAAUCACAUGACGAAGACAAAAUGGAAAAGAAAUCCGAUAAUACAAGGACUUUUAAAAUGACCAAGCUGAUUAUCAUGACAGUGGUAUUCAGAUCGAUUUAAUGACCCUACACUAAUAAAAUGCUGGUAAAUUUUGGCUGUGGCUGGUAAGUUUGUCAUUUGUGCCUGGCACUUUUGCAAACAACCAGUCAUUUAGCUUAUUGGUUAAAAAAAAAAAAGAACUGAACAUAGCUGUGAAUUUUUCUGCAUGCCAGACAACGUGGAAGUUUGCAAAACAUAAUUUGAAGGUAAAGUUUUUAAGCAUAGAACAUACCAGCCACAGCAACCAAUGGACAAAAAAAACUCCUAUCAUGCCUCUAAUGCUGAAGCAGCAUUAAAAUCUCACCAGGAUUUCGAAACUGUUGAUAAUACCCGUUAAUACAUUGAAGUGCUACAUUGAGUGGGUUUGUUCUUGAGCCAUUUCCUCUCCAGAAAGACAAGACUAUUACCUGCUGAACACUACUAGUGCUGCUUCUACCAUUACAGUUACUGCUACAGACACUCCUCAGAUCGAUGUUAAAACCUGCAUCCUAAACCUCUAACUUCUGACAAAGGAGCUGAACUUGUUUUGGAGCCCCAUAUAAACCCGAGCGGGCAGUCUGCUGUUUUUGAAGUGCUCUUUUAAUUCCACCCACUCAGGCUAUACUGUGUAGCUAACUGCAUGCUCUCCCACACCAAACCUCUAAACAACAGGAGGUAGGUGUGUUUGAUUUCAAACCAGAGUAGUCCAAACGGGCAGGGGUUCUUUUGUUGAAGAGUCUACCUGCCCGAUUACGCUGAGUGGCAGACUACAUGCCUACCCAGUGCUCACACUGCUCAUUGCUUUUGAGCAUCUCCAUCAUCACUAUCAUUAUUAACCCCUCUCUUUGUCACUGUAAGCCCCACCCACCUCCAGCGACUAGUUCAGUGGACAUUUUUUGUCAGCGCACAGGAGGAGAUCAAAAAGUGAAGGAAUGAAAAGAGAAUAUAGUGAUUUAAUCUGGUUGCUCUUGGUUUUACUCUUUCUUGUAUUUUUUGCGUUCAGCUUUGAGCAUUUUUGUCAGUUAAUCAUCACUUCAGUGUAAAUAGAGAAAUAUUAUCAUCCAUCAAGUGGCUUUGUUAAGAUUACAGUCUGGGCAAUUGAUUUGUUAUUGAGCUUCAUGCUUGAUUGUGUGAAUGGUUGUCUGAGUGUGUGUGUGCAUGCGUGCAAGUCAGUAUGCGAGUGUGUGUGUGUCUUCUGGGGGAAGAUAAUGACACCAUGUUGGACAUAAUGCUUCCUUGUCUGCAAUCACAAUCUUUUCUUUCUUCUUUUAAUUUUUUCAGCCUCUCCCACGCGUUUGUUUUUGUGGAUGUUUUGUCUUUUCAAAAAUCUUUCCAACUUUUGCUGUUUUGUUUUUUUUUCUUCAUUUUUCAUUUCACAUUUUACCUCAUGGACCAAUCAAAUCACCUGUUUUCUUAUUUAUUAUUAUGUUUUUCAGGAGGGUUGGGGUUUAUAAUGACAUGUAUUCAUGCAUAUUAAUGGCAUAUUAAUAGCAGAGGUGAAAAAUGUCAGAUAAUAUAUAAGUGGAAUGUGCUGAGUGCAAGUGGGACAGAUGGGUGAUCACAGUGAGCCUCUCUGUUGCUGUUUUCAUUCCAAAGCAUCUAUUAUUAAUACGAAUGUGCUUUUACAAAUAUAUAUCCUCUCUGUUGUUAAGCGGUAUGUGUUCAUCAUUUGUCUGUUCAGUUUGUCUUUUUGUUGUUACUUUUUUUUUUGUUUUUUCCUCUUAAGGCAGAACUGAAGUUGUUGCUUCUGUUUUGCAUUUUGACAUUUUGUUAAAAUUCCAACACAUGGGGCCAGUAAACCUAAGUAAGAAAAAAAUAAAUGAACUGAUGCUUGAAAUUCAGUUGAAACUCUUGACAGUAUGAUCAUAGUAUAGGGGUGAAACCACACAUCGGCAGUGUUUACUGUACCAAAUUACAUCAUACUAAUAUGAAUGUAGAUUUCAGUGCAAAAACAAAUAAUAAAAAAAACUUUUGAUCUGUUUUAUUGUUCUUACUUUGAAGAUUGACAGUGGCUUCACAUUCACAACUAACGAUAAAUUAGAAAAAGAUCAUCUUAAUGUUGAAUGUAUUUAAAAAUUGGGAAGAGUAACUGACUUAUCUGUUCUUUGGUCUCAUUUGAAAGAUGCUGCUUUUGCAAUGGAAAAAGCAGCAUCUCGCAGUUUGCUUUGGUACUGAAUAGAAUUUAAGUAUCUUAUUCUAGUUCUGGCUGUAAUCAUGUUCACGUAACUUUUUGUUUGUGACCAGUGGGUAUUUGAAUGGUUAAUGACUUUUCAAAUAUUGAUUAGCCAAGUGGAUGCUACCACCAACUUUAGGUGUAUAACUCUUUGGUAAUGGGUUGAGAGUUAUUUAGUAACAAGCCCAAUUAUAUACCCUUGUCCCUUUUAAUGACUAGAAAUUUCAAAAUAAAAGUACACCUGACAGUCAUCACACCUGACAGACCAUCUUCUGGGUUAACACAAAACUUUGGUAUAUUAUUGUGACAGUGUAAAUGUCACAUUGUCAAAGCCUGUAUGGCUUUUUUUUUCAGUCAGAUGAAAUUUGAGCUUUAUCCAGUUUAUUCUUUGCCCCCUUCAGCUACAAUUAUUAGUGAUCAAAAAUGUAUGUAAAUCAUUUUCCAUGGGCCAGAAAACAGCGCUGCAGUUAAUACACCUCAUACAAUAAAGUCUUUCAUAGAGGUUGCAUCUUUGAAAGUUAUCAAAGGAUCGUUAUUGCCAGUGCACAACUGACCUGGAAAAUGAAGCCAAAAGAUACAGUAUUUUACAUAUUUGUUUCCCUUUAGCCCCACUCCAAAAUGGAUGCAUUUCAGACAGUUUCUCCAAUCAGUGUAUUUUAUGUGAGUGAAAUAGUGUAUAGAAUGUAACACAAGGACUCCUGCAUCAUGAUGUGUUACAGCUUUAUUUCAAAAAUGGAUCAAGUCAGCCCAUAAACAGCGAUCCUCAUCACCAGAUCACAUUACAUUUCCCCUCCAGAGCACAGACUUUGAACACAAAACUGUAGCACAUCAUAUGGUCUUUACAAAAGGACUUAAAAAACAGAUAAAGCAAGGAACAGAAGAAACAGAAAAUGACUUCUCCGCUUAUCUCCUCAAACUGUCAUUCUCCAGUGGCCAUAUGAUCUGAAACUCUAGCUUUAGGAUGUGUUUUAGCAUCACACUAACCUUAGCAUUGGCACUUAAUUGUGGCAGAGGGGAGAACUGGAGGACAGAAAUGGAGGUAAGGGGGGAGUUUGUAGAUGUGUCUUUGAGGAUAUAAAAAGGGCCUGAUAGGUAAAAUCUGUGAUUUUUAAAUGUGAAACCAAAACAAACAAACAAAAUAAAUGACAAAGUUGUCCCUCCCACCCAUUGGCUCAAGUACAAACUGUAGACACAUUCAUCGAAGCUACAGUAUUCACAAGCACUGAAUGUAUGUAGUAUGGAAGAAGAUGUUCUGAAGAGAUGGGAACACGCCAAGAAAUAUCAGGCACUGCCAUUUAUCGUGUUUUAUGAAUCUCCAUCUCUCAAGCACUUCUUCUUCCACUGUUAAUGCAAAACUACUGUACGUACUUUUGGGGAGAAACAGUUAAAAAAGGAGCCACAAUGUGUUUGUUUCCAUUUCUGCGCACUUAUGACAACAGUCGGUUGUGCUGCCUUGAAUGCAGCAGUUUUGGCAUGUUGACAUCUGGUUUGGUAUUUUGACAGGAACAAGGGCCGGAAAGGCACUUCAAAGUGUGGAUGUCCCUUCGAUUUCCUGGUGGUUCUGGUUGCCUCCCUGUAAAGCCUCAAGCCCUCCAAAUGACCAAAGGGGAAUCUGAAAGA